AUGCCUAGUCGGGGAUUCCAGCUCUGGGUGACGGACGUGGUGGUUGUGAUUGUUGCUGGCGUCUUCGUGGCUAUCCGUCUGGUCUCGAGAUAUCUGAGGAGCGGAAUCCAGGUCGACGACUGGACUAUUCUGGCAGCCCUGGUGCUAUCUGUGCUGUUCUCGACAACGCAGAAUGUCGCCGUUGGGUAUGGAUUCGGCAAACAUGAUUGGGAUAUGACCGACGAGCAGGAGAAGAGGUCUCUCAAGUGGAUUCUUGUCGCUCAAGUGUUAUACAAGCUGGUGAUUUGUCUGGCUAAGGUGUCCAUCCUGCUGCUGUACUUGAGGAUCUUCUACGUGCACCAGUACUUCAGGCGGAUAUGCAUCUGCCUGGUCGUGUUCACCAUCCUCUCGGGCAUUGCCUUCAUCCCACCGACGAUCUGGCAGUGCUCGCCCGUGGAGGCGUAUUGGGACAGGUCGAUUCCGCACACCUGUCUGAGCAGCUUCCCCAACUGGCUGUCGUAUGCGAUAAUCAACAUCACGACAGAUGUGAUACUGCUGGUUCUGCCAGUGCAGCAGAUUCUGCGUCUGCAGCUGACGAAGCGAGACAAGAUUGCCCUGAUACUGGUGUUCCUUCUGGGAUCAUUGUAA
This is a messenger RNA of Trichophyton rubrum CBS 118892, 627 nucleotides long. RefSeq lists its product as uncharacterized. The transcript is spliced from 4 exons. NCBI's taxonomy places the organism in Eukaryota, Fungi, Ascomycota, Eurotiomycetes, Onygenales, Arthrodermataceae. The record is from RefSeq and is a predicted model, not a curated record. Bases 1 to 627 code for a protein of 208 amino acids.